Molecule: messenger RNA, 3135 nt
Organism: Moesziomyces antarcticus
Lineage: Eukaryota; Fungi; Basidiomycota; Ustilaginomycetes; Ustilaginales; Ustilaginaceae
Exons: 2
Coding region: 1-3135 (1044 amino acids)
Biological process (GO): DNA integration
Molecular function (GO): nucleic acid binding; zinc ion binding
Source: RefSeq, a predicted model, not a curated record
AUGAGCCCAAACGCUAACGGAAACCUGAGCUCGAACUACCCGAACACAAGAUCACGAAGCCAACCUGACGAUUCGACCGCUGAAGAGACUAGCGAGGUCGGCAACCAACCCACAACUCCGCAGAUUAGUGCACGAAUUCUCAAUUCAGCGCUAGCGACAAUGUCCGCAGAGCCUACUCCCCAGUCCAGACAGCGACUCCCGCGCCUCGCACAGGCAAAGGACUUCUACCGCUGGAAGGAAGAAUGCAUCGACAUCCUUAUGCAAAAGGGGGCCAAGGUCUAUGGAAUCGUCAAGGGAACCAUCGCUCGACCCGCUGAAGAUGACCCCUUGUAUGGCGAAUGGCAGAACGCAAACUUCGCCGCGUGUGGACUGCUGAGGAGCAGCCUCGCGCACGACAUCAAACAUACGAUAAACGACCUCAAAGACGCGCGCACGAUUUGGCUGACGCUUGAGGAUCGCUUCGCAAAAUCCAUGCGUUGGCAACUCGAGGAGAUGGAGACCGAGUUCAACAGCCUGCGACAAGAAAAGCGAUCCAUUGACGGGUUCGUUGGACGAAUCAACGAACUCGCCGAUCAACUCCAACUAGCAAAACGAGACAUUUCCUUCCACAAGAAGUACUCGAUCCUCAUCAAGGGACUUCGGAAGGAGUACGAAAACAUCUCCUCCCAGAUCCAGGAGACGUACAGGUCGCGACGAGAGCCCCGCACAAUCAUGGUCUGUCGUGAUGACGGAACCACCCAGACCAUCGUCAUCGACAGCGAGGUCAUCGACGAAAAGGUCGAACUCGACUCAAUCAUCACCCGACUGCGAAGCGAAGAGCUCAGACUUGGUUUGCACUCCCACGGACUGCACCAACGCUCCCGCAAUAACGUGUCUGCUUACUACGCCGGGCCCAACAAUCGUCACGCGCGUCAAGAAACGCGCGCACGUGUUAACAAACCUAAGCAGAAAACCCCAAUCGAGCGCAUUACUUGCUACAACUGCCAGGAAAAGGGGCACUACGCAAACAAAUGCCCGAAACCCAAGAAGCAAGUCAAUAACGCACGUUCUACGCCCAACAUCGGCGAAGCUAGCGCUUACUCUGUCAACGAGUUCCACCACCCUCGAGAGGCAAUGUGGCUCAUGGACUCAGGAGCCAGCCGACACAUCUGCUGCAAUAGAUCGUUGUUCAAAAGCAUCAAGAUGGGGGUAACGAUGAAACCCAUCUGGGUCGCUAACGAGGUACCCGUCAAGAUUGAAGGGCUUGGCAUCGUAGAGCUCAUCGUCAAUGUUGGUAACGGCAACACCAACAGGAUCACGUUGCACAACGUCGCGUACAUUCCCUCGUUUGGCGUCAACCUACUCUCCACGGGUCUGAUGAGGAAGAAGGUCGACAUCAUCACCAAUCACCGCGAGACCAUCGCCGUCACCCCUGAGGGCGUCAUCACAUGCCGCGGUGUGCACAUCGGACCGCUCACAUACGUCGACGAAGUGGGCAUUGACUUUGUUGCCCUCGCCUCCGAGCGGCCGACUGGGGAAGUCAACUGGCACGACCGCCUUGGUCACCCGGGGCUCGAGCGACUCAGAGACGUCGCCAAAUACGCAGAAAGACUUGGCAUUAAAUUGCCCACGCGGGACACUAAAUGUGAAACUUGCGAGGUGGGAAAGUCAACCAAGCGCGCGUUCAAACACGCGCACGCGCGUUCUCAAAAACCCCUGGAACUGGUAUAUUCCGACGUCGUGGGACCAAUGCCGGACACUACUUCCCAGGGAUACCGCUACGCCGUCACAUUCAUCGACGACUACUCCAAGUACAGCACCGCGUACCUCAUGUCGCACAAGAGUGAGGUCCUUGACCACCUCCAAGACUUCAAAACCACCAUGGAGAAGCAAGUCGGCCACCAAAUGAAGCGUCUACGCUCCGACAACGGUGGCGAGUACAUCAACCGCGAACUAGAGGCCUUCCUCAAAGACGAGGGCAUCAUCCACGAACGUACCUCGCCGUAUGCGCCGGAGCAGAACGGCGUCGCCGAACGACUGAACCGCACCCUGUUCAACCAGGUACGAUGUAUGAUGAUUCAGUCAGGGGCCCCAGGCAACCUAUGGGGCGACGCACUCCUCCACGCUGUCUACCUCAACAACCGCCUGCCAACCAAGGGAAACGGCUUCCAAACGCCGUACCUCGCAUUGUUUGGCAGACACGCGGAACUAGACAUGCUCCGCACAUUCGGAUGUUCUGCCUUUGCCCAUGUGCCAGCGGAGCGACGAGGAAAGCUCGACAACCGCGCCGUACCUUGCGUCUACCUGGGCGUUUCCCCAGGAACAAAGGCGUUCAAGCUGUACGACCCGACCGAAGAGCGCUACCUGACGCAAAUUCACGCAACUUUCGACGAAAAGAAUUUCCCACUCAUGGAAAUUGUCGAAAACAAUUACGAAUCUCACGCACAAGACGAGUGGCUGGAAAACGCGCCCACGCGUUCUGACACACCCGACCCUAGUUUGGGUGUCGAAGUGGUAAUUCCGGCCCUCGCGCCCGAAAACUCGGAAUUCAACAGGUACCCCUACCUUUCCGACGAAGAACGGGCACUCGGCCUUGCGACGCCACCCGGCUCACCACCCUCGUCCCCUCGCCUGCUCGCUCACGCCGUCGCCAACAACGCCCCUACCGACGACACCGCACACGAUCUUCAUGACCCAGUGGGCCUCCUCAAUGAUGAGCCGCGCACUGUGGCCCAAGCCUUCAAACGCGACGACUGGCCCCUCUGGCAGGCCGCCAUAGCGAAGGAGCUGGAGUUGCACGCUGAGAACAACACGUGGACUCUUGUCGAUCCCCCCGCAAAUGCCAACAUCAUUGGUAGUCGCUGGGUCUUCAAGGUCAAGCGAAAGGCCGAUGGUACCGUUGACAAGUACAAGGCUCGUCUAGUCGCCCAAGGCUUCGCCCAGAAGCAUGGCAUCGACUAUGACGAAACCUUCGCCCCAGUCGUCAAACUCGCCACACUCCGACUGCUCAUGAUCAUCAGCAUCCAGCUCGAAUGGAAGAUCUACCAGAUGGAUGUCGCAACUGCAUACCUGAACGGCGAAGUCGACAAAGACUUGUACAUGCGCCCACCACCUACCCCAGACGCACCGCGUGGUGCAACGACUGGCCAGGGUUAG